GCUUUGCCGAAUCUCUUACCUUGCCGCCAUUAGCGUAUCCUCCACAUGGGCACGAGUUGCUGCCAUUCCUCUCCAGCCCUACCUCAUUCCUUCUUCGCCCUAAAUCUCAAGAAUUGUUUGUCCUUGAGCUCACCGAAAGCUUCUACACGAGGAGUUCACCAGAUUAGGGCUUUGAAUGUCAAAGUAAUGCAAGAAGACAUGGUUAUGAACAUUCCGCAUGUUUUAAGUGUGGCCGGCUCCGAUUCCGGUGCCGGCGCCGGAAUUCAAGCUGACCUCAAGGCUUGUGCGUCGCGUGGAGUGUACUGUUCUACUGUGAUCACUGCUGUCACCGCACAAAACACUGCUGGCGUUCAGGGUGUUCAUACUGUGCCGGAGGAGUUUGUUGCAAAGCAGUUAAAGUCCGUGCUCUCCGAUAUGGAUGUCGAUGUUGUGAAAACAGGCAUGCUUCCUUCAAUUAACAUAGUGAAGGUUCUUUGUCAAAGUCUGAAGCAGUUCCCAGUACGAGCUUUAGUGGUUGAUCCUGUCAUGGUGUCUACAAGUGGAGAUGUACUAGCCGGUCCUUCCAUUCUUGAUAUUUUUAGAGAACAGCUUCUGCCCAUGGCUGAUAUAGUAACUCCGAAUCUGAAAGAGGCAUCUGCUUUACUCGGUGGCUUGCAAUUGAAAACAGUUGAUGACAUGUGUUCUGCUGUGAAGUCUAUACAUGACAUUGGCCCACGAAAUGUACUUUUGAAAGGAGGUGAUCUCCCUGCUUCAUUGGAUGCUGUUGAUGUUUUCUUUGAUGGUGAGAAUAUCUUUGAGCUGUGUUUCCCACGCAUAAAAACUCAAAAUACUCAUGGAACUGGUUGCACUUUGGCUUCAUGUAUAGCAGCUGAGCUCGCGAAAGGUUCUCCAAUGCUAUCAGCUGUUAAGGUUGCCAAACGUUAUGUCCAGACUGCCUUGGAUUACAGUAAGGACAUUGUUAUUGGAAAUGGGAUUCAAGGUCCUUUUGACCACCUCUUUAAGCUUAAGAGUAUUGCCCUGAAUUCAUUUAGACAAUGGGCAUUCGAUCCAAGUGUUCUUUUCUUGUAUGCUGUUACUGAUUCGGGGAUGAAUAAGAGGUGGGGUCGUUCCAUCACUGAUGCUGUGGAAGCUGCCAUACAAGGAGGUGCUACCAUUGUUCAGCUGAGGGAAAAGGAUAUUGAAACGGGGGAAUUUCUGGAAGCAGCCAAAGCAUGUCUCAAAAUUUGUCAUCUCCAUGGUGUACCUGUGUUGAUAAAUGACAGAGUCGAUGUUGCCCUUGCUUGUGAUGCUGAUGGUGUGCAUGUUGGCCAAUCUGACAUGCCUGCUCGUAUGGCCCGCACUCUUCUUGGGCCUGAAAAGAUCAUUGGUGUAUCGUGCAAGACCCCAGAGCAAGCUCGGCAAGCAUGGAUUGAUGGUGCCGACUACAUUGGUUGUGGCGGUGUAUACCCAACCAAUACAAAAGCUAACAAUCGAACCAUUGGUUUGGAAGGGCUGAAAACUGUAUGUUUGGCUUCCAAGUUACCAGUAGUUGCCAUAGGCGGGAUUGGUGUUUCAAAUGCACGGUCUGUGAUGGAACUAGAUCUCCCAAAUGUGAAAGGUGUUGCAGUUGUAUCCGCUCUGUUUAAUAGGGAAUGCGUUCUGGCAGAGACCAGGAAGUUGCGAACAGUGCUAAGGGAGAAGCCUGCUGGGAGAAAAUGAUACGGAUGUUGAAGAUGAACUUUCUUAAUCAUCAAUGUAACACGAAUACUGCAAUCACUGUAAGGACUCUGCAGCUGUAGCCUUGCUUGUUAUUAAGUUUUCUGCAAGCGGUUCAAAAAAAAA
This is a messenger RNA of Ilex paraguariensis (yerba mate), 1821 nucleotides long. The record is from the annotation of a GenBank genome assembly. NCBI's taxonomy places the organism in Eukaryota, Viridiplantae, Streptophyta, Magnoliopsida, Aquifoliales, Aquifoliaceae.